AUGUCAACAGAGAAGCCACCUUUGGCCUCAGGUUUAGCUCGGACACGGUCCGAGCAACUAUAUGAGACGCUGGCUGCUGCCAUCAAAUCACCUUUCGGCUCCAUGGACGCUAAUGGUGUCCCUGCGACGGCUCCGGCGUCCAUAGGUGGUGGAAGAGAGACGUUGUCUAGAAAAUCAAGCAGGAGACUGAUGAUGUCAGCGUCUCCAGGGAGGAGUGGAGGAGGAGCUGGGACACACAUAAGGAAGUCUAGGAGUGCUCAACUUAAGCUUGAGCUAGAGGAAGUCAGCAGUGGCGCGGCUCUGAGCCGCGCCUCCAGUGCUUCGCUAGGGCUUUCGUUCUCGUUCACCGGUUUCGCUAUGCCGCCGGAGGAAAUCUCCGACUCGAAACCGUUCAGCGACGACGAGAUGAUACCGGAAGACAAUGAAGCGGGAAACAAGAAGCCUAAGUUUCAAGCAGAACCAACAUUACCCAUCUUUCUCAAGUUCAAGGAAGUUACAUACAAGGUGACGGUAAAGAAACUGACAUCAUCUGCAGAGAAAGAGAUAUUGAGUGGGAUAAAUGGGAGUGUUAGUCCCGGUGAAGUUCUUGCUCUCAUGGGUCCUUCAGGGAGUGGCAAAACAACUCUUCUUAGCUUACUUGGUGGCCGAAUCUCUCAAUCCGCCACUGGAGGCUCUGUUACUUACAACGACAAGCCAUACUCUAAAUACUUGAAAAGCAAGAUCGGGUUUGUGACUCAAGACGAUGUGCUCUUUCCUCAUCUUACCGUGAAAGAAACGCUAACCUACGCUGCACGUUUGCGUCUACCUAAGACUCUUACAAGGGAGCAAAAGGAGCAACGUGCUAUUGAAGUUAUCCAAGAGCUGGGUCUGGAGAGGUGUCAAGACACUAUGAUUGGUGGAGCAUUCGUGAGAGGUGUAUCAGGUGGAGAGAGGAAAAGAGUUUCUAUAGGAAACGAGAUCAUCAUUAACCCUUCUUUACUACUUCUUGAUGAACCAACUUCCGGUUUAGACUCCACCACUGCUCUAAGAACCAUCCAGAUGCUCCAUGACAUAGCUGAGGCGGGGAAGACAGUGAUCACAACGAUACAUCAACCAUCUAGUAGACUCUUCCAUAGAUUUGAUAAGCUGAUUUUACUCGGAAGAGGAAACCUUCUCUAUUUUGGGAAAUCAUCAGAAGCUUUGGUUUACUUUUCUUCCAUUGGUUGCUCUCCUCUUAUCACCAUGAACCCUGCUGAGUUCUUGCUUGAUCUCGCCAAUGGUAACAUCAAUGACAUCUCUGUACCAUCUGAGUUAGAGGAUAGAGUUCAAGUCGGAAACUCAGGGAGAGAGCCUCAAACUGGCAAGCCAUCUCCUGCUAUUGUCCAUGAGUAUCUGGUGGAGGCAUAUGAGACUAGGGUUGCAGAACAGGAGAAGAAGAAACUAACUGAUCCUGUGCCACUAGAUGAAGAAGCUAAGGCUAAAGUCUUGCGUCUAAAGAGACAAUGGGGAGCUAGCUGGUGGGAGCAAUACUGCAUACUGUUCUCUAGAGGACUCAAAGAGCGUAGGCACGAAUACUUCAGCUGGUUGCGUGUAACGCAAGUUUUAUCCACAGCUGUUAUUUUAGGUCUUCUCUGGUGGCAGUCAGAUAUUCGGACUCCAAGAGGACUACAAGAUCAGGCUGGUUUGCUCUUCUUCAUAGCGGUUUUCUGGGGGUUCUUCCCUGUUUUCACAGCGAUAUUUGCGUUUCCUCAAGAGAGAGCAAUGCUGAAUAAAGAGAGAGCAGCUGAUAUGUAUAGAUUAAGUGCUUAUUUCUUAGCUCGGACCACGAGUGAUCUCCCUCUAGACUUUAUCUUGCCUUCUCUCUUCCUUCUCGUGGUCUAUUUCAUGACAGGUCUUCGUCUUAGCCCGUAUCCCUUCUUCUUGAGCAUGCUCACUGUCUUCCUUUGCAUCAUUGCAUCUCAGGGACUUGGACUUGCUAUUGGAGCAAUCUUAAUGGACUUGAAGAAGGCUACGACUUUGGCUUCAGUUACUGUCAUGACAUUUAUGCUCGCUGGAGGGUUCUUUGUCAAGAAAGUACCGGUGUUCAUCUCGUGGAUACGUUACUUAUCCUUCAAUUACCACACCUACAAGCUUCUUCUAAAAGUGCAGUAUAAAGACUUUGCUCAAUCCAUCAACGGGAUGAGAAUAGACAGUGGAAUGACUGAAGUGGUUGCACUCGUUGCCAUGAUCUUUGGUUACCGCCUCCUCGCUUAUCUGUCUCUAAGGCAGAUGAAGAUCACAACAUAACCCAUUUUGCUCAAGAAACCAAGAAAAAGUAAUAAUACCAAGAAGAACAAGCACUAAGACAUAAAAGAGAUCUUAAUGAUAUUUGACACGACCAAAUCCGUGACAAUGAUUAAGAGAUUAGUCCUAAUGUACUUCUUGCUUAAUUACAGUUCUGCGUUUGAUGAUAAUGAUUGGUGAAAGAAGUCUUGAUUGGAGAAGAUGUUUGUCUUAGUUUGUAAUGGUAUAUCGAAAUCUAAAUGGUUCAUGUUUAUUUAACAAAAAGAACCUUAUGUGUGUUGGGUCUAUCUCAAAUCAAGUCUCAAUCAUUACUAGCUUUUGUGUCUUUUAACAUAAGCCUUUGUCUAUUUUCGAUCUGAGUUUGUCGUCUAACAUGGAGACAGAAGGAUCAGAGUCAG
Molecule: messenger RNA, 2660 nt
Organism: Eruca vesicaria subsp. sativa (arugula)
Lineage: Eukaryota; Viridiplantae; Streptophyta; Magnoliopsida; Brassicales; Brassicaceae
Source: the annotation of a GenBank genome assembly